This is a messenger RNA of Suhomyces tanzawaensis NRRL Y-17324, 1755 nucleotides long. It is a transcript of the gene RRN11, whose product is annotated as Rrn11p. The record is from RefSeq and is a predicted model, not a curated record. Lineage: Eukaryota; Fungi; Ascomycota; Pichiomycetes; Serinales; Debaryomycetaceae. Gene Ontology annotation, cellular component: RNA polymerase I core factor complex. Gene Ontology annotation, biological process: transcription initiation at RNA polymerase I promoter; nucleolar large rRNA transcription by RNA polymerase I. The transcript has a single exon. The coding region runs from base 1 to 1416 and encodes 471 amino acids. Gene Ontology annotation, molecular function: RNA polymerase I core promoter sequence-specific DNA binding; RNA polymerase I general transcription initiation factor activity; TBP-class protein binding.
AUGUUCGAAGAUGUCACGUUCCCGUACAUAUACAAGGAGGGUAAAAUCAAAAAACUAGAGCGUCUAGAGUUGAAGCACGUCGAACAGAGAUGGUACUACCAGCUCUGUCACUCGAAAACGUUAACUCCCAAACAACGAAAAGUCCUCCAGUCACCAGCAAAUAAGAACCGGAUUCUAAGAUUGAUACGGAAGGAUAUCCAAGAGAAGCCGAAGCCUGAGGAGACGUACGAAAUAUGGCACGAUCAUCGUAAUCUCAACACCAAUUUGAGGCACACGAAACCAGAAAAGGAAGGAGAAAUAUUGGCCAAAAAGAUCGUGGAAGCGCUUGAUGAGGACGAAGGCGAUGACGAUGGCGAGCCCUACGAGUAUUUCGAGGCCCUGGAGACCUGGAAGUCGUAUAAUGAGACGUUUGACCCGUCUGCAAGCUGGGUCAAGCAUCACUUCCAAGUGAGGGCCCAGGGUCUCGAAACUAAACCUGUGCAGAACUACGAGCCCUCGUACUAUUACCCACGCUACCACGUCAACAAUCUUAAGACGCUAUUACACCUCAGCGUUCUCAGGCGCCACUGGGACCUUGCAUACAAGAUCUUUUGCAUCUUGAUCAGAAUACGGAUGGUCGAUUUGCGGUCCAUCUGGCCGUUAGGAGUGGAGAUUGUCAGGCAGAGGCAGGCAUUGGACCCAGCCAAGUCCUCGGUCUAUAAGGACGAGAAGUUUUUCGACUGGCUUUCGUCGUUUUAUGUGAUUACCAACCUCAAUGCCGCGUUCAACAAGGGCCAUGCCAGACAGUUGGCUGCUCCCAUGUGGAGAUCCGGGUCCAAGAUGCGAGCUCCUGUCUACUCAGUCAGCGCACUAUGGUCGUUGCUCAUGAGAGGCGACCACAGCAAGCUCAGAGAUAAACUUGAAGAGCUUCUUUUGGUGCCCCCGUACAAUCACGAAGGUGUGUGCUACUUUCUCAUGGGACUCUGUAACCUUAUGGAGAGCGUAGAGCUUGUGGAAGGGUACGGGGACCAGGAAAGAGCAGGUGUGGUCAAGAACUUGAAGGCAUUGCAGUCAAACUGGGAGAGGUGUGAGGAAUUGGGAUUUAGUUUUCCCAAGAAGUACCUUCAACAGCAGGUGAACCAAGUGCUAGAGAUGGCAGGAAGCACAGAGGAGAUCUACUUGGGCAAUCUGGGGGUAGACCUGGACUUGCACGUAGACGUACAGGAGAACGAUGACAACAGUGACGACGACGACAUGAGGUUUACCACGGCCUCUCCUCCAGAAUUUAUAGAUGGAGGCUACGAAUCUGCGGCACCAGACGAAGUCCCUGGGUCGCCAGUAACGUUCAACUCUCCUGAAGCCCCAGGUAGUGGUGAUGGAGACGCUCUGACUAAUACCGUGGACGGCGGUUUGGACCUUGAUUUUGAUUUCGACUGAGUCGAAAUACAACUGGAAUAAAGUUAAACAGAACCAAAUCCUACUAAUCUUGAGCAACAGCCUAAAAAAUGGGCAGGACAAUCAAAGGAGAUCAAAGAUAUCGACCGAAGUAUAACGACUAGACAUGAAAAUUAAAGUCGAUCGCAAUAGAACUGAUAAAUUAAACCAGUCAGGACUACUACCAAUAGUCAAUUAUUAUAGAUAACGAAUGUUUCCGUUAAUCGUACCGGAGGCCAAGUCAUAAAAUAAAUAGAAACAGGCACUGCAGUGACCAAAAAUGUUCCAGCCGGUGAGCUAAGAUAGACGUAUCUAAACUCGGACAAUUAUUAAUUGGUCCCG